AUGCGUAAUGAUGCGUUGACCACUUAUCCCUCAAGCCUACCACCAUGGAGUUUCAGGUGCUUCUUCUCACACUCUUCCUUCCCUCCUUUGUCAUCUUUCCGCCGAAGUGCCGGACACCUACCCUCGGCUCCUUGGCCGCGGCUGCCGGUCAUUGGCCACUUGCACCUCCUCGGUCCCCUCGUCCAUCACUCCCUCCACCGCCUUUCUCUUCGAUACGGCCCCUUCUUCUCUCUUUACCUGGGUUCCAUUCCCUGCAUCGUUGUUUCUAAUCCCCAUUAUGCUAAGUUGUUCCUUCAGGACAAGGAGCUCUCCUUCAGCUCUCGCUUUGAAUCCACUGCCAUUAAACGGCUCACAUACGAGACCUCUCUGGCUUUCUCACCCAACGGACCUUACUGCAAGUUCGUCAAGAAGCUAACCUUGAACGAACUAGUAGGUUCUCGAGGCACAGAAAGAUUUUGGAGCCUGCGUGCCCAGGGGUGCCAAAACCUUGUGAAGCUCGUCGCUAAAAAGGCAAGGUCUGGUGACGCGGUGAAUGUGACAGAGCAGCUACACAAGAUGACGAACAGACUGAUAUCGAAGAUGAUGAUCGGAGAAUCGGAGGAGGCGACGGAUGUGAUACGAGAGGUAACGACGAUGUUCGGAGAGUUCAACGUGGCGGAUUUUGUUGGAGUGUUGAAGAAGGUGGACGUGCAAGGGUUUGGGAAGAGAAUCGAGAAUCUGCAUCAGAGGUUUGAUGAUUUAGUGGAGAGGAUCAUUACGAAACGUGAACAAGGCAGGGAAAAUGGCAGGAAACAAGACGAUGGCGAUAAGGACUUUCUUGACAUUUUGCUUGAUCUUGCGGAGGAUGAGAGCUGCCAUGUCAAAAUUACAAGGGUUCACAUGAAAGGCUUAGUUAUGGAUUUAUUCACAGCGGCCACAGGUGCUAUAGCAACAGGGAUAGAAUGGGCACUGGCAGAGCUUAUCAGCCACCCCCAUUUACUCCAAAAAGCUCGCGAGGAGAUUGAUGACGUGGUUGGAAAUCAGCGGUUGGUUGAUGAAUCAGACGGUUCAAAACUCCCCUUCAUCCAAGCCGUCAUCAAAGAAACGUUGCGUUUGCACACGCCAGUGGCUUUAGUUGUAAGAAGGUGCAUCGUAGAGAGCAGGAUUGAGAAUUACGUGAUCCCAAAGAACAGUGUGCUUAUAGUUAAUGUUUGGGCCAUGGGCAGGGACCAAAACCUCUGGGAGAGCCCAAUGGAAUUUGAGCCCGAACGAUUCUUAAGGCCCGUAGAAGGAGGUAAUUGUGAGAGGGUUUUGGAUGUGAGGGGACAACAUUUUGGGUCCCACUUUGAGUAUUUUCCAUUUGGGAGUGGGAGGAGGAUGUGUGCUGGUAUUACUCUAGACAUGCAAGAGUUGCCCAUAGUGCUGGCCGCCCUCAUUCAGUGCUUUGAUUUUCGGCCCAUAGGCCCUGAUGGCAACAAAGUUGACGAGGUUGAUAUGAUAGAGGGGCCGGACUUGACUGUUCCACGAGCCCAUGAACUUGUAUGUGUCCCCAUCGCAAGGCCCAUAUGUGGCCCACUCCACUUGGUUUGA
Messenger RNA from Neltuma alba, 1569 nucleotides. Its product is annotated as licodione synthase-like. The coding region runs from base 1 to 1569 and encodes 522 amino acids. NCBI's taxonomy places the organism in Eukaryota, Viridiplantae, Streptophyta, Magnoliopsida, Fabales, Fabaceae. The transcript is spliced from 4 exons. Gene Ontology annotation, molecular function: heme binding; monooxygenase activity; iron ion binding. The record is from RefSeq and is a predicted model, not a curated record.